CAGUCCGCUAAGAAACUUCGCGCGGUAAUCGCGUGUGCGUUCGAAAUUCAAAUCAAUGUCAAAUUCCAAGCGCGCGUAGUGAAAUAUUAAUAAAGAUAAGCAAAAUAUUUUAAAUAAUGUUUGAUUGAUUAAAGCGAGUUGAUUAUUGAAUAUAUUGAUUCUCAUAAAUAAGAAGAUUAUUGUAAUUAAAUUUCGUUUGUUUUAAACAAUAUAUAAUGUUAAGAAGAUGCGGUUUGUUCCUGUUAUGCACAGUAGUUGUUUCAUACGUCGAGGCCACUGUACCAGUUACUGCAAAUGAGAUAAAUCAAUUACCAAGAAAGAAAACUGUCAACCCAGGGGCAGCUCUGUAUCCCCGGGCAACUGAAACUAGAGACCUUCGAAAUCUAGAUGGUGUGUGGAAUUUUAGGAAAUCACCCACAGACCCGGAGUUCGGGUACAAGAAUGGAUGGUUCGAACAGGAUCUUGAAAGGACAGGUCCAGUGAUCCCUAUGCCGGUACCCUCGUCAUACAAUGAUAUUGGCGAAGACGCUUCGCUGAGAGAUCACGUUGGUCUCGUCUGGUACGACAGACGAUUCUAUGUUCCGAGCUGGUGGGGUCAGAACGGCCAACGAGUUUGGCUCAGAUUCAGCAGCGUACAUUAUGCCUCACAAGUAUGGGUCAAUGGUCAGUCCGUAAUGUACCAUGAGAUAGGUCAUUUGCCAUUUGAAGUGGAGAUCUCGGACGUGGUCAGCUAUAAUUCAAGCAACCUUCUGACAGUGGUUGUGGAUAACACGCUUUUGAGCGACACUGUACCUCAAGGAACCAUACGGGACAUAAUGGUUGCGAACAACAAAGUUCGCCUGGAGCAAACGUACACAUUCGAUUUCUUCAACUACGCGGGCAUACAUCGGUCGGUCUUCUUGUAUUCCACUCCUCAAACUUUUAUUGAUGACGUCAUUGUUAACACGGAUAUACAGGGAUUGACAGGCUUCGUAGUUUACAAUGUGACCUACAAGAGUGCAAGUAACGUACAGUGUGUGAUUCAACUGUGCGAUAAGAAUGGGACGCAGGUGGCUGGAUCGCAGGACUGCGCGGGGCUGAUGGAAGUUGGCAAUGCUAACUUUUGGUGGCCGUAUUUGAUGCAUCCCGAGCCGGGGUAUUUGUAUACUUUUAAGGCAUCAUUGAUAGGGCCACUGGGUGAACUAGUCGACACUUACAGUUUAAAGGUCGGCAUCCGAACAGUGACUUGGAGUAAUACCACCAUUUAUUUGAAUGACAAACCUAUCUACCUCAGAGGCUUUGGAAUGCACGAGGACUCAGAUCUCAGAGGCAAAGGCUGGGAUCCAGUUCUAUGGGUGAAAAACUUCAACUUAAUUAAAUGGGUUGGAGCGAAUGCCUUCAGAACCUCUCACUACCCGUACGCCGAAGAAAUCUACCAAAUGGCUGAUGAGCAGGGAAUUAUGAUCAUUGAUGAAUGCCCCAGUGGUGAUACUGAUAUUUUCACCGACUCGCUACUCGAGAAACACAAACAGUCCCUCACUGAGUUGAUCAGACGAGAUAAAAACCACCCAAGUGUGGUGAUGUGGUCUAUCAGUAAUGAACCCAGGUCUGCUAACUAUAAAGCUGAUGCUUAUUUUGGUAAAGUUGUGAAACAUGUGAAAUCGAUGGAUUUGUCUAGGCCAGUCACUAUAGCCAUUUCGCAAUCCUACUUGAAUGACAAAGCGGGUCAACAUUUGGACGUUAUUUGCUUUAAUCGAUACAAUGGGUGGUACUCUAACACGGGAUCAUUGCUUAACAUCGCCUCUUACGUGACAGAGGAAGCUACAUCAUGGCAUCGUAGAUAUAAUAAACCAGUUAUCAUGACAGAAUAUGGGGCCGAUACGAUUGCUGGGUUACAUUUGAUACCUGAAUACGUUUGGUCCGAGGAAUACCAAGUAGCGUUGAUGUCGGAGCACUUCAAAGCGUUUGAUCGUUUACGGCGAGUUGGAUUUUUCGCCGGCGAAUUUAUUUGGAACUUCGCAGAUUUUAAAACAACACAAACGAUAACAAGAGUGGGUGGGAACAAGAAGGGUAUAUUCACAAGAUCUAGGCAACCUAAGGCGUCUGCGCAUCACUUGCGCGCAAGAUACCACUCUUUGGCAGCGGCGGAGUCAGGCGCACCGCCACCGGACAUGGCGUAUUACAUCAGUGAUCACAAACCACCGGCGCAUGAGGAGUUGUAGAAUAAAGAUUAUAACAAGUCUAUAUUAAUUACAUUCGACAUAUUUUAAACUUUGUUUUUCUAUGUGCUGUAUAUAGAUUAAAAGCUGGUUAAGUUGUUGACCGAAAGACACUGCAAACGUAACUCAAAAAUCAAGACAAUAUCUUCAUUGUAUAAACGAAAACUGUCCCAUAGCAAAACAAAAUACAAUAAUAAACUUUAUUACCUCCAUCUAAGGUUCUAUUUUAAAUAGGUACGUGAAGAUGCUAAUGUAGCUAAUUGAAAUACUAAUUUUUUUAGGUGUUCGAUACAAAAAACAAUUUUGUCGUUAAAGACUUGUAAUACAAUUUACUUCACAUUCCAAUCAUCACAACUGUAUCAGUACAACUCAUCUGUUUGUCAAAGCAUAUUAAACAUAUACAUUUCAAACUAUUCAUUAAUAUAAGGUAUUAUAAUUGACUUAAUUCCCAUUACUUCGGUCAAAGUUAUAAUGAAACAAUUUUAUAUAAUGAUUGCGAAUUUAAUAUUGAGUUUUGAUAUCGCGAGAUCUUAACGCCGCAAAAGCGGUACAUUGAAGAAACUAUAUCAAUAAAGAUCCAUGCUUAUCAUUUAUCUCAAUAUAAUAUUAGUAUAGUGCAUAGUAGACAAUAGUCAAAUGUCUGUCGUUAGAAAUAUAUACAUAUUAUACUGCCAUUUAAAGUAUUCAUUAUCUGAAAAGGAUUAAGUAUAAAUAUAAUUUAUAGAUCCUCAGUUACUUGUAAACGUAAUACGCAAUUUAAACGACUAUAAUUUAGAAUAAGACAGAACUAUUUUGCUAUCUCAUAUUGCGUUUAUUAAUUACGUAAAAAGUUGUAUAUUUAAUUGCCCUACAUCAAAGCCAAUUUAUUUACCCCCUUAUAAAAACUUUUUCAGUCUAUUAAACACUGUUUUGACAAAAGCACUGAUCUCUUUCCAAUAAUAUGUAGUUGACAAGUACUAGCAAUAGACUGAUCUCUUUCUAAAUAUAUAAAGUUGAGAAAGAGACAAAAAGUAAUAAAACAGUGCUUUACGUUUUUAUAAUUAAGGAUAGUUUUUUUUAACCUAACAGCCCUAUUCAGAAUUGUCAAUAUAAUCUUGAAUGGUAGAUUAAUUAUAACCAUUAUAUAAUAUCAAAACAGUUUACGCGGAAAAUUUAACUCCCGGUUACUUUGACCGGCGAAAGACUAGUUUUCGUUUGAAUUUAUGAAGUUGAUUCUUCAGUAAUCUUUUAUUUAACGACUCUGAGUACGGCUGUGUAAACCGUAUUGUGUAAACCGUUAAGCUAAUGACAUAUUAUAGUUUGUGCUGAAAAGUACAAAUUAGCAAUGCAUUUAACUGUAAAUGGUAUUAUCUAAGUCUAUUUUUAGUUUUAACCCACCUAUAACAUAAAAAGUGGAAUAAAUGAUUGCAAUAUAUAAAAAAGAUUAUUAACAUGUUAUUCGAACUAAAUUGCAUAUAUGUUAAUGGUUCUGUAUACUUAAGGGCGAAUCCAGGAGUGGGUCAUCAAUGCAUACCCUCCCCCCACCCCAUGGGGCCUGUUAUUUGUCAGAAUUCCGUCACCAUUAAAUAACAUAAUAUAAAAAGUUUUCCAUCCACUUAUCCGUCCUCGUAACACUAAUUUGAAAAUAAAUUCGCAAUACGUUUAUUGAUUUUAUCUAUACAAUUAUUAUAUAUACAAGCUCGUGCUCUAAUGUUAAGAGAGAUAUAAUGUGAAAUAAAUUAUACAAAUACA
Pieris napi is the source of this 3929-nucleotide messenger RNA. Its product is annotated as beta-glucuronidase. Bases 216 to 2201 code for a protein of 661 amino acids. NCBI's taxonomy places the organism in Eukaryota, Metazoa, Arthropoda, Insecta, Lepidoptera, Pieridae. Gene Ontology annotation, molecular function: carbohydrate binding; beta-glucuronidase activity. The transcript is spliced from 13 exons. Gene Ontology annotation, biological process: glucuronoside catabolic process; carbohydrate metabolic process. The record is from RefSeq and is a predicted model, not a curated record.